This is a messenger RNA of Arabidopsis arenosa, 1030 nucleotides long. The record is from the annotation of a GenBank genome assembly. Lineage: Eukaryota; Viridiplantae; Streptophyta; Magnoliopsida; Brassicales; Brassicaceae.
CUUUCUUUUGGUCAUUUGACAAAACGUUUGUUCAAACAGAUCGUCGGGAGACACAAAGCUUUAUGUGAUAAGAGACAAAGAAUCGGAAGGAGGCGCCGUGCUCUUGAUGAGCGCAUAUAGAGGAUGGAAAGAGAGAUCCUUCGCCUGGAAUCUGAACCGCAUGAAUGGGAGAGGAAUGGUCUAGACAUCGUGGCCAUAAUGCCUACUUGUCUCCGAAGAUUCCUCCGCAUGCUGGAUAAAUUUCAUCGUUUAUCCUUGGCGACCAGCGAUGGGUCCUCUUUUGUUUCAUGUUCUUCAGAGUUUCGGAGACUUCCGAUGUUAAGAACUGAAGAAAAAGAGGAACCGGAGAUGAAAAUUGUUGAUGACUUCUCCGGUCCUUUUGAUUUAUCUUCUGACGAGGGAUUAUCCUCGGAAAGCUGUUCGGGAUCUUCCACCUCGCUGGAUCUGUCAUUGAAUUUCAACAACAAUUCUACAAAAAUGUUUGAAGAAGGAAAUUCUUCAGAAAAACCUUCUGACUCAUUCAAAUUGAUAAGUGACGAUCUUCCGGGAGCACCAGACAUCGAGCUUACAAAAACGGGAAGAACUGGCGAACCGGAAUGGUCACGAAUAUUGAGGAAGGGAACCAGCAUUCAGGUUCCGAUCGUAUUAAUCGAGAGAUUGUCAGCCCAAGAUCGUGUCAAGGCCGAGGAGUUUAUCAACAAGCUUAUCACUCGGCAUGACGAGCUCGAGGACGAGAAAAAAGAGAUUAGGAAGAAGAGAAGGGAACUAGGGAAGCGUUGCCUUGACAUUGCUCGAGUGCUUCAUUGCCUCGAAGCCCAUCCUUCCGAUUGGAUCGAACUGGGACUUCAGGAGUACGGAAACAUGCCAGGUUGCAUUAUGAGCAUCGUUGACCUCGCUGGUCAAGGAGCGGAGUUAUUCCGUAAUUCAAGACCCUUCUAAAUCUGAGUUUAGCUAGAAAUAUUUAUUUAUACAUUGUUUGCAAUGUACUCUAUAUUCAAGCCCAAGGAAAAAAUAAGAUUCCAUGAUUUCA